UGGGCGUGGUGACGCAUGCCUCGUUUUUCAUGAAUUUUCCGUCCAUUUCAGUUCAGCAUUCUUUUUAACCGGGACAACAUGGCUACUGCAACGAGCCGUUACUACAGCGAAGACGGCAGGGCAACAAAACGACAGAAAACCGACGGAAUGGCCACGGGAUACGAAGACCCACACAAGACGCUUCCUUCAGUGGUGGUACACGUCCGGGGGCUGAUGGACGGAGUCACCGAGGCUGACCUUGUCGAGGCCUUACAGGAAUUUGGAGCCAUCAGUUAUGUGGUUGUAAUGCCAAACAAGCGCCAGGCUCUGGUGGAGUAUGAGGACAUGAAUGGAUCAUCUACAGCCGUCACCUACGCUGCAGACAACCAGGUUUACAUCGCUGGACACCCAGCCUUCAUCAACUAUUCUACCAGCAAGAAGAUUUCUAGACCGGGAGACUCGGACGACUCGAGGAGCGUGAACAACGUUCUACUCUUCACCAUCAUGAACCCCAUCUACCCCAUCACCACGGACGUCCUCUUCACCAUCUGCAACAACUGUGGACCCGUCCAGAGAAUUGUCAUCUUCAGGAAGAACGGCGUCCAGGCCAUGGUUGAAUUUGACUCUGUGCAGAGUGCACAGCGGGCCAAGGCGUCCCUCAACGGAGCAGACAUUUACUCUGGCUGCUGCACUCUGAAGAUCGAGUAUGCAAAGCCCACCCGCCUGAAUGUGUUCAAGAAUGACCAAGACACCUGGGACUACACAAACCCCAAUCUGGGAGGACCAGAUGGUGAUGCAGAUGGCAAUGGGAGCAGUGCAGAAGAUGUGAAUGCAAACCCCAACAAGCGCCAGAGACAGCCCGCUCUGCUCGGAGAUCAUCCUCCAGAGUACGGAGGUGGUUACCAUGGCUACGAUGAGAGCUACGGGUCCCCUCCUUAUGAGGGCCGCCGCAUGGGCCCCCCAAUGAGGGGCCGUGGAGGACGAAGCUAUGGGACGGGCUAUGGGCCUCCUCCCCCGCCUCCAGGCGAGUACGGCGCCCACGCCGACUCUCCAGUGGUCAUGGCUUAUGGGCUUGACACGGCUAAGAUGAAUGCAGACCGGGUCUUCAAUAUCUUCUGUCUCUAUGGAAACGUAGAGCGGGUGAAGUUCAUGAAGAGCAAACCUGGAGCUGCCAUGGUGGAGAUGGGAGACUGCUACGCUGUGGACCGUGCCAUCACACACCUCAACAACAACUUCCUGUUUGGACAGAAACUCAACGUGUGCGUGUCCAAGCAACAAGCCAUCGUUCCCGGUCAGUGCUACGAGCUGGAGGAUGGCACCAGCAGCUUCAAGGAUUUCCACGGCUCCCGGAACAACCGGUUCGCCUCCCCGGAGCAGGCGGCCAAAAACCGAAUCCAGCACCCGAGCAACGUGUUGCAUUUCUUCAACGCCCAGCCAGAUGUCACCCCAGAGAUCUUCUCUCAGAUUUGUGAGGAGCUCGGAGUUAAGAGUCCAAUUAACGUCAAAAUGUUCACGGGAAAAAGUGGCGCAGCUCCCAGUGACCGCAGUGCUUCCGGUCUCUUAGAAUGGGAGUCUAUCAACGAUGCCAUGGAAGCUCUGGCGCUGAUGAACCACUACCAAAUGAAAAAUCCAGGUGUGGGGGGGCAGGCGAGCAAAGGGUCAACAAAGGGUGGUCCUUACCCCUACACGUUAAAGCUGUGCUUUUCCACCGUCCAGCACGCCAACUGAGAGCAUUUCUGAGUCUGGAGGAUGGAGAUCAGUCCGCUAAGGUCCACGUUCAAGAACAUGUUCGCAUGUAGUCCGACUCUGACGGUUUGUGACACCAGAAUAACUCAGACCUCAACAAUCUGAUCUGUUUGGAAUAAAGCACCAUUUAAAAACGAGCAUUUAAAUGUAAGAUUUUUGGCCAAGAUGUGGUUCAGAUCAGCGGUUUUUGUGUCCACACCAUUAAUUUGAUUUUUUGUCCUUUUGUAUUAUGUCAUCACCUGAUGACUUGUCUGUGAGAACUGGUUUUAUGCUUCAACAGUAAAAUGGCUGAAGACAGCAGGACUUUUAUUAUAUUGUUUUUUUUAGUUUUAAUUGCUGAUUGUUUAGUUCUGUGUUCAAACAUAUUAUGCAGCUGGAGAAAUGAUUUGUUCUAAGAAAAUAAAGAAAAACCCGCUUCA
Molecule: messenger RNA, 2144 nt
Organism: Girardinichthys multiradiatus
Lineage: Eukaryota; Metazoa; Chordata; Actinopteri; Cyprinodontiformes; Goodeidae
Product: heterogeneous nuclear ribonucleoprotein L-like
Exons: 14
Coding region: 79-1707 (542 amino acids)
Biological process (GO): mRNA processing; regulation of RNA splicing
Cellular component (GO): nucleus
Molecular function (GO): mRNA binding
Source: RefSeq, a predicted model, not a curated record